This is a messenger RNA of Psylliodes chrysocephalus, 1288 nucleotides long. NCBI's taxonomy places the organism in Eukaryota, Metazoa, Arthropoda, Insecta, Coleoptera, Chrysomelidae. The record is from the annotation of a GenBank genome assembly.
UAAAAAUUUACAAAGAGUAUAUACAUUUAAAAUUUAUAUUAACUACUGUAGGUUUCGAAUUUGCAUUGUCUUGGAAUUGUGGAAUUGUUGUGUAUCUCUAACAGUAUUCAGAUGGAACACUGGAACAUUAUGCAUAGCCUUAGGAUGGUGUAUAUAACUGGGAUUGACCCUCGUUACCGUAAAACUUUUAUUCAAAGAGUUUUAUUUCUGGUUGCCAUUGCUUCAAUUAUCAAUACUACAUGUUUGGCUAUCGGGCUGUUUAUCUACGAAGAAAAUUUGGAAUUAUUGGAUUUUACAGAAGGCAUGCAAACUGUAAUGUUUUGUCUACAUGUUAUAGGUAAAUUUGGAUGGUUUUACAUACAGCACGAUAGAGUAAUCGAUUUAUUGAACGAUGGCAAACAAUUUUGGGACGUCAAUGAACACGAUGAUGAAGAAGAGAAAAAGAAAAUUGUAGGAUACUUGCGGUAUAUGAAACUGGUCGCAAUAUAUUAUUUAUUAUCUCCCGUACCGACAGUCUUUAUGCUUGUAUUAAAACCGCUGAUUGAACACGGGGGAGCAGCAUUUAAAUGUUAUAUACCAAGAAACCAAGAUUAUUAUUAUGCAACAGUUGCACUUGGAGAAUGGUUGGUUGUAGUGAUCUAUAUGAGUUGUCUUGGUUUUGAUGUCUUUUUCGGUACAAUAAUAGCUUUGACAGCCAUUCAAUGGAAAAUGUUAAACAAACAAAUUGAAAUCGUUUUAGCUAAUACACUUUUAAACGACGAAAAUCGUUUAUUGGUACAAAAUAAAUUGAACAAAUGUAUUGCUCAUCACAAUUUUUUGCUAAAUUUUGUUAAGAAAAUUAAUACUACUAUAUCUCUUGGACUGCUGACAUAUAUUGGAGUUAUUAUACUAUCAACUUGUGUGGAAUUGUUUGCUAUUGUAAGUGGUAAACCAGGCCAUCAAUUUUUCAACAGUGUUGAUUACAUAAUAAGCCUGACUAUUCAAUUUGUCGUUCUCUAUAUAAUUCCUGGUCAACUUCUUACAGCAGAGGCUGAGAAAACGGAACAAGUGGCAUUUGACAGUCAAUGGUAUAAGAACUCAAAGUUUAAUAAGCCAAUCAUUACCAUGAUUAGCUGUAUCGGUCAAAAACCAGUUUAUAUAAAUGCUUUUAAUAUUAUAAAUUUGACAUAUCUAAGCGGACUACAGGCAUACAAAACAAUGUUUUCAUAUUAUAUGUUUUUACGAACAAUGAAAGAACAAUAGAAGUUAAGGACAGCAUCAAAAACACAUAUUUUAUUUAAAUUUCUCA